Messenger RNA from Ceraceosorus guamensis, 240 nucleotides. RefSeq names its product ubiquitin. Gene Ontology annotation, biological process: protein ubiquitination; modification-dependent protein catabolic process. The record is from RefSeq and is a predicted model, not a curated record. Lineage: Eukaryota; Fungi; Basidiomycota; Exobasidiomycetes; Ceraceosorales; Ceraceosoraceae. Gene Ontology annotation, molecular function: protein tag activity; ubiquitin protein ligase binding. The annotation marks the transcript as partial. Gene Ontology annotation, cellular component: nucleus; cytoplasm. The transcript is spliced from 2 exons.
UUCGUCAAGACCCUGACGGGUAAGACCAUCACCUUGGAGGUCGAGUCUUCGGACACGAUCGACAAUGUGAAGGCCAAGAUCCAAGACAAGGAGGGAAUUCCUCCUGACCAACAACGUCUCAUCUUCGCUGGCAAGCAGCUCGAGGACGGCAGGACUCUGUCCGAUUACAACAUCCAGAAGGAGAGCACUCUUCACCUUGUGCUCCGUCUUCGCGGUGGUUUGAUUGAGCCUUCGCUCAAG